UCUCCACCCUGAUUGACAUAUCAGGUUGCAUAGCCAUCACCAUGGACUUUGGGGUGAUUGCUUCCAAAACAGUGUUGCUACUGAUCAGCCUCAUCUUUUGGACUGCAGCAGUUGGACUCACCUAUGUUGGAGGAUAUGUCCUCAAUACCUACAAGGAGUAUGACCCGUUCCUUCAUGACAAAUACGCCCUCCUGCCAGCAGUCAUCAUCAUUUGUGUGGCAGUGGUGAUGUUCAUCAUUGGGCUGGUGGGCUGCUGUGCUACCAUCCGAGAAUCCAAAGUUGGCCUGGGAGUGUUCCUGGUCAUUAUCCUGGUGAUCUUCAUUGCAGAAGUGUCCGCCUUUGUCCUUGGAUUUAUUUACAGAGGAAAGAUAAAAACAGAUAUGCACGAACCGAUGCAGCAAGCCUUCAGUGCCUAUGAUGGGAAAACAGAAGAGUCCCAUGUUAUAGAUUACCUACAACAGGAGCUGCAGUGCUGUGGCAUCCACAAUUACACAGACUGGAUUGGCAGCAAGUGGUACAAUUCCACUGGCAGCAACAAAACUGUGCCCUUGAGUUGCUGCAAGCAAGACGUUGGCAAGAACUGCACUGGACGGCUGAGUGAGCCACAAUUUCUCAAUGCGCAGGGUUGUGAAGACAAACUGGAAUCAGUCUUAAAGAGCGUUCUUAGCUACGCUAUGGUCGUCAUCCUUGGUUUCGCCAUUGUGAAGUUCUUCGGGAUGCUGAGCGUCUGCAUGCUGGCCUGCAAGAGAGAAAAUAAUGGAUACCAGUCUUUGAAUUCAGGAGUAUUUGCGUGACACCGAGACUGACUUUCCUUUUGCGCUUAACAUGAAUAAAAAUGGACAAGGAAAAGAUGCCCAGAAAAGAAAAUUUUGGCUUGCUUUUCUAAAAACGCCAAAGGAGACUGUAAUAAUGUAUUGUCGAAGG
This is a messenger RNA of Anolis sagrei ordinatus, 924 nucleotides long. RefSeq names its product tetraspanin-36-like. The record is from RefSeq and is a predicted model, not a curated record. Lineage: Eukaryota; Metazoa; Chordata; Lepidosauria; Squamata; Anolidae. Gene Ontology annotation, cellular component: plasma membrane.